CGACCACACUCCUUUCAAUCAUGCUCGACCGACAUCAAGAUAUCGAGAGCUCGCCUUACCUCGACCGGCAUGACUCCGGCGAUAACAAACCCAUCCUGGAGCCACAGCUGAAUGUUGGCGGCCAUGGAGCUACGCAGCGCCGCCUCAAGAAUUAUCAUGUCACAAUGAUUGGGUUCUGCUCUGGUAUUGGAACAGGUCUUUUCAUCGGAACUGGCGCUGCAUAUGCGAAUGCCGGACCAGCAGGCUUGUUGCUCGCAUAUAUCAUCGUAGGAAGUGUACUGUGGUGCGUUAUGCAAAGUAUUGCUGAGCUAGCUACUGUGAUCCCAACUGCUGGUUCGUUCCCGCAUUUUGCGAGCCGCUUUAUUGACCCUGCUGUUGGUUUCUCCUUGGCCAUAAGCUAUGGAUAUUGUUACACAAUAUCGAUCGCUGCCGAGUGCUCCGCUUCUGCGAUUCUCGUAGGGUACUGGACUGACAUGUCGCCGGCUAUCGUCAUCAGCAUCAGUCUCGCUCUCAUUCUUGCGAUCAACCUGAUGAACGUGCGCUGGUUUGGCGAGUCUGAAGUCGCCGCUGGUGCGAUCAAGGUCGCAUGCUUUCUUGGACUCGUCAUUGUUUCUAUCGUCAUCACGGCUGGAGGUGCACCGAAUGGCGAGACGACUGGCUUCCGUUACUGGCACAAUCCGGGCGCAUGGGUUGACUACAAUGGCAUUACCGGUCCAACUGGUCACUUCCUGGGGUUCCUGGCAGCGUUUGUGAACGCCUCAUUCUCCUUCAUUGGCGUCGAGGUGGUGGUCAUCACGGCUGCUGAGAGCGUAAAUCCGCACACUGCCAUCCCACUGUCCGCCAAACGGGUCACAUACCGAAUUGCCCUUUUUUACAUUCUUGGGGCGCUUCUCAUCGGUCUUAUCGUCGACCCAAGAAACCCCGGUCUUGUGUCAGAUGCUGGAAAUGCCAACUCUUCGCCCUGGGUCAUUGCCAUCAAGCAAGCAGGCAUCGUGGCACUUCCUUCAAUAGUCAACGCCUGCAUCCUCGUAUCCGCAUGGUCAGCUGGUAACUCCUACUGUUGGGUCGGAUCCCGCAUGAUCGUCGCCAUGACCACAGAUCGCCAGCUCCCGCAGAUCUUCGGGCGAACCUGGAAAAACGGCGUGCCUUACGUUGCAGUCAUCGCUUCGUGGCUUUUCGGGCCCCUCGCGUAUCUCAGUUUGGGCACUGGUGGCGCGGCACAAGCAUUCACUUGGCUAGUGAGUCUCAGCACGGUUGCAGGGUUGAUUGCCUGGGCGACGCUGUGCUUUUGCUACAUCCGCUUCCAUGCUGCGAUGAAAGCUCAAGGACUGAGCAGAGAUAGCCUACCAUGGAAAAGCCCAUUUCAGCCUUUCAGCGCGUGGUAUGGGUUUAUUGGAUCGACUAUCAUAACUUUCAUCACUGGGUUUCCUGUCUUCUUGAAGGGCAACUGGAACACUGGUGAUUUCAUUGCUUCGUACAUUGGCAUACCAAUUUUCAUUGUACCAAUCAUCAUUUGGAAGCUGGUACACAAGACUAAAUUUGCUCGUAGCAAAACCAUUGAUCUUUGGUCUGGACGUCUUCAUAGAGCGUAGAGCGUCGCAUUUGUAGAUUGUUAGGGGAC
This is a messenger RNA of Paraphaeosphaeria sporulosa, 1621 nucleotides long. RefSeq names its product amino acid permease-like protein. The transcript has 3 exons. Lineage: Eukaryota; Fungi; Ascomycota; Dothideomycetes; Pleosporales; Didymosphaeriaceae. Bases 21 to 1592 code for a protein of 523 amino acids. Gene Ontology annotation, molecular function: amino acid transmembrane transporter activity. Gene Ontology annotation, biological process: amino acid transmembrane transport. Gene Ontology annotation, cellular component: membrane. The record is from RefSeq and is a predicted model, not a curated record.